UUUUAUUUAAUAUAUAAAGUGUAUUUAUUUAAAAAAAAAAUAUGUCCUCAAAGCAUUUUUGUUUAAAAUGGACUAGAUUUCAAACAAGUAUCUUAAGUGCUUUCGAAAGUUUACAAAAUUCCGAAGAUCUUGCAGAUGUUACAUUGACAUGUGAUGGAAUAAGUCUGAAAGCACAUAAGUUUAUUUUAUCUGCAUGUAGCCCUUAUUUCAGAACCAUAUUUAAGGAAAACCCUUGCCCACAUCCGAUAGUUAUUCUGAAAGAUGUAUCCUAUGUGGAUUUGAUAGCCAUUAUAGAUUUUAUGUAUCAUGGAGAAGUUAUGGUAUCAGAAGAACAACUUUCUUCUUUUCUUCAUACGGCCAUGGUAUUACAAGUAUUAGGCUUAAUGAAUAAUAGUGAAACUGCUCCUAAAAAAACAGUAAUUCCUCCUAAGAAGUCAAAAAUUUCAAACGAAUCUCUUGAAUGCCCCACGAAAAAAGUGAAAUUGAAUCCAAAACAAAAAAAGAAUCAACCCACCCCUUGUAGUGGUGAUUUACAAAAAGAAGUUGAACAAGGAUCUCUUUCCCAGUUUGAGGUGGUAGAAGUAGAUAGAAUAAAAACAGAAAAUGAAAUGGAAACAACCAGUAAUGAAUUCUGUGGGGACGUAAAUGAAAAUGUCGAGGUUAUUGUUGGAGACAAGUCUGAAAGCCAAGGAUCUAUUUUGGAAGCAGCACUGGAGGUUCGUGAUAAACCGAGCAGUAUUUUGGAGAGAUCACUUACUGCUCAAGCAGUUUCUGGAAAGUCACCUUCUUCACUACCAAUAAAUCCUGACAAAAUGUGCAUACUUCCCGAUUUAUCGAAAACAAUUUUUAUUCCACGUAAACCGCCAGAGGUAGAGAUCGAGAAGCGUAUCAUCAGAUCUUCCUCAGAGUCUUCCAGUCCAUCCACUUUCGAUAGGCCCACCGAAAUACUUCAGCAGAACAUUAAAAUAGAAGGGGAACAUUGUGAAAGCAUCGAUUCUUUCUCACCAGAUGACUUGAAAGAAAUCAAUUUUUCGUCUAGAAACAUCGACUUGCAACCUCAUCAUAGUUCGCAGUGCGGUAAUUGUCCCCAUUGUGGUAAAGUAUAUUCAAAUCAGUCGGCGUUGAAAUAUCAUGUCAGGUUAGUGCAUUCAGAUUUAACUAAUAUGUACUGCUGUCAUUUGUGCCCGGAGUCCUUUGAUUACCGGGAAGGUUAUAAGAAACACAUGGCGGAAGUGCAUAUGAUUAGGAAUUGAUAUUUUAUUAUAAUCUUGUUUUUUGUAAUUAUAUAUUUUUAAUGUUAUUUAAUUUAAUAAAUUGGUUUUG
Molecule: messenger RNA, 1323 nt
Organism: Anoplophora glabripennis (Asian longhorned beetle)
Lineage: Eukaryota; Metazoa; Arthropoda; Insecta; Coleoptera; Cerambycidae
Product: protein tramtrack, alpha isoform
Exons: 3
Coding region: 42-1253 (403 amino acids)
Biological process (GO): regulation of transcription by RNA polymerase II
Cellular component (GO): nucleus
Molecular function (GO): protein binding
Source: RefSeq, a predicted model, not a curated record